Messenger RNA from Penicillium waksmanii, 2151 nucleotides. RefSeq lists its product as uncharacterized. The transcript has 2 exons. Gene Ontology annotation, molecular function: zinc ion binding; DNA-binding transcription factor activity, RNA polymerase II-specific. The record is from RefSeq and is a predicted model, not a curated record. NCBI's taxonomy places the organism in Eukaryota, Fungi, Ascomycota, Eurotiomycetes, Eurotiales, Aspergillaceae. Bases 1 to 2151 code for a protein of 716 amino acids. Gene Ontology annotation, biological process: regulation of DNA-templated transcription.
AUGUCUGCUCCCCAUGUUGCCCCAUCGCAUGAUGCCCACGAGCAACCCAAACGGAGAAAGGUGCGCAAAGGCACCCACAGUUGCUGGGAAUGCAAGCGCCGGAAGAUGAAAUGUAUCUUCGAUCCGCGCAUUUCGAGAACCUCCUGCAACGGCUGUCGACGACGUGGCUCCUCCUGUAUCGGCCAGGAAUUCCCCGAGGACCAAGAAAAUAUCUUCAUGAACAUUGGAACCGGUGGUGAUGGCACUCCUUUUGACGGCAGAACUCGCCCUGCCACGCCCAAUGAACGAACAACUUAUACUUUCACACCCGAGUCAACGAUCAUGGAGACUUCACAAUUCUAUAAAUCUCCUGAGCAAUAUCUCCCGACUACUAGAAAUGAUACCUCACAACGUAAAUUUGAAAGGCUAUCUCAGUUCCUCCAUGAAUUACUCCCGUCACGCGCAGAUACCGAGAGUAUCUGCAAAGCCAGUCGCCACUUUUCCAUCCUCUCCCACGAAUUGUUGACGACGACGUACACCACCCUCUCUCAGAAUGGCCUCCAAAGGCCCGAGAGUUUACUGAUGACUCCUCAACCAAAUGUGCAUCCUGUUUUGAUCGCGAGACACAUGCUCAAGCUCGCCCUUUUCUUACAGCAUCUCCCCCCGGACUUUCACAAGAGGAUUAAAGGCCUAUCGGAGCCACCCCGCAUCAUCAUGGAACGUUUAGCAGAUGUUGCCAUCUGCCACGUCACGACAAACGAGGCACUGAUCAGCAGCAUAGAGAGCCUCGAAUGUAUCAUGCUCGAGAGCUUAUACCAGGUGAAUAUCGGGAACCUUCGACGAGGUUGGGUCGCAGGCCGCAGAGCACUGAGUCUUGCCCAAUUAAUGGGCUUUCAUCGGCCAGAUAACCAGGCCGUAUGCAAGACGCUCGACCCUACACUGAAAUAUGACACACGGAUCAUGUGGCUCCGCAUCAACAUCCUCGACCGCCAGCUCUGCCUCCUUCUCGGUCUGCCCGAAGGUUGCACCGACCAUAGCAUGGCCUUGGAUACAUACAUCACCAACGACUGCCCCAUGAGCCGUAUCGAGCAGCGGCACUGUGUCGCCAUGUCCCGAAUUCUCGAACGGAACGCAUCCAAGCCGAGUGGCCGAGACCUCGCCGCCACACGCGCCAUCGACCUGGAGCUGCAGACAGCAGCGGCCAGCCUACCAAGCAAGUGGUGGCUGGCCCCGAAACUCAACAAUACCUCCACCGACCUGCAAGCCGUGUUCUGGGAUUCACGCCGCCUGAUCCUGCAGAUUAGUCACUACAACCUUCUCAACCACCUGCAUUUACCAUACAUGCUGCGACCCUGGUCCGCAGAGAACAAAAAUGAGUAUUCGCGAAUCACAUGCGUCAAUGCAUCGCGGGAGGUUCUAUCGCGCUAUAACUCACUCCGCAGCUUCAAUCGCAUCGCAUACAGUUGUCGCACGGUCGAUUUCCUCGCUCUCACCGCGGCCAUGGCUCUCCUCCUCGCACACAUGGAUAGCCAUUGCGAUGGGGCAGAAAACCUACUUGCAAACCAGUAUUUGAGCGAUCGCGGGAUGAUCGAACAGGUACAGGAACACAUGACUGAGAUCAACCGGCUGAAUUCAGACGAAUUGAGCGCACAAACUGCAGAUCUGCUAAAGGCGUUAUUGGCGAUUGACCUGGAGAAGGGGCAUGAGCGAGUGAGUGUGCAGGAGGUGGGGAGUGAGGGUAUUUUGCUGCAGGAUGGGAACGGGAUGAACUCAGAGGAAGACAGCGUGGUACAGGUGCAUAUUCCAUGUUUUGGAAUUAUCAGGAUUACACGCGAGAAACAGCAAGCUGCGACGAUUGGAACCAACAACUUCGAAGCCCAAAUCCGUCUCUCCUCCUUGAUACACCCCAGUGGUUCCCUCUCCACUGACUCCCUCUCUACUGACAAUACCUCUAACCCACUCUCCUUCCCUGUCACUGACCCAGCUGUUCCCCUUGAAUAUACCGCCGCCCCCUUCGCGCACCAACAACAGCAACAAUGCCAGACCACGUUCUUCGACCCCGGCCUUUCUCUAACACCAUCCCCGCUAAUGCAGAGCGAGCACCCUGGAGUCGCUGCUGGCGGCGAAGACUGGGCAUUUCAGGGGUGGAUAUGGCUUUUUUCGAGAGUAUAA